This is a messenger RNA of Gongylonema pulchrum, 234 nucleotides long. Lineage: Eukaryota; Metazoa; Nematoda; Chromadorea; Rhabditida; Gongylonematidae. The record is from the annotation of a GenBank genome assembly.
AUGGGACGUUGGAUCGAUUUUAAAAAUGAUUACAAGACGCUGUAUCCGUGGUUUAUGGAAAGUGUUUGGUGGGCUUUCAGUCAGUUAUUCAAAAAAGGGCUUGUCUACAGAGGAGUUAAGGUGAUGCCUUUCUCAACAGCCUGCUCUACACCGUUGUCGAAUUUCGAAGCAGGACAGAAUUACAAGGAUGUCGUAGACCCUGCAGGUAAUUUGUGUUUUUUAGCGAAUUUUUAG